CACUCAUCACAAAGGUUCCCGUAAUGACGUCAUGUAUAUGACGUUAUUUUACACUAAUGACGUGACUAAAACUGGAAAGACGUUCGGAAAAAAGGCACUGUACUGUGUAAAGGUAAUGGUAAAGAUCAUAAUCCAUUGAAGUGCAAUGAACACAACAGAACAAGUACGGGACAAAUCUCCAAUUUCCUACUCACAGAUUCCACCACCAGCAAUAUACAAUGAUCCGCCACAACUAUCUCCUUACGGACAGCCGCCAAAUCCUCAUGGACAAGCCACUCUCCAGCAUCAUCCAGUUACGAUAGGUGUGGUGCACGUGGUUAAUGUAAAGGAUCCAAACAAUCCAGCAAACAGUAAAACUCCGGUCCGGAUGAAAUGUCCCGCUUGCGGAGAAAAUAUAACAACGGUGACUAAAUAUGUUACUGACUGUGACUCGUACAUAAAGGCCAUUGUUUUAUUGUUAGUGGGAUGUAUCUGUCUGUUUUGGAUGCCAUUAGUAUGCAAAUGUUGUAAGAACGUUAUUCAUUCUUGUCCAAAAUGCGAAGCAGUAUGCGGUCGAUAUGGACAUUACGAUAACAGAGUACAUGCAAUGAAGGUUAUGUGACCAUAAAGCAAUAUUGGAUGUUCAAGACAAUAAAAAAAACAAGAUUAUCUACUUAAACUAUCGAUUUUAUUAAAACUUUCACAUUAUCAUUUUUGAUUAAAAACAAGAAAGUAUUUGAAUAAUGGA
This is a messenger RNA of Mytilus trossulus (common blue mussel), 727 nucleotides long. RefSeq names its product lipopolysaccharide-induced tumor necrosis factor-alpha factor homolog. Gene Ontology annotation, molecular function: zinc ion binding. Bases 146 to 601 code for a protein of 151 amino acids. The record is from RefSeq and is a predicted model, not a curated record. NCBI's taxonomy places the organism in Eukaryota, Metazoa, Mollusca, Bivalvia, Mytilida, Mytilidae. The transcript is spliced from 3 exons.